GAGCGCAACAAUCCACCAUUCUUAUACCUAAAGAGUUGCAUGUACAUCAAUAUACGAUUAUAGUUCCUGGAUUUCAUCUAUUUAAAAGGUUUUCGUAGGUUGUUUGCCUUGUUUUUGGAGGCUUUUUUAAGAGUUAGAUCUAUAAGAUGAUCAUACCUAGCUGAAAAACCACUUUUGUUACUAUCAUUUUUGGGUGCGAUAGAGCUAUCAAUAGUCUUAUCUCAAAACUCUCUCCCAAUAUACUUUGAGAAAGAAGUAAGCCGAUGAACAAUAUCUAGCUACCAUUUUUCUACCUAACUUAAGCCCUCUUUUUCUUGUAAUCGAAUACUGUUGCAUGUUCAUCAGGAUAUGAUUAUGAUUCUUUCUGGGGUUUCCUGCGUUAAAUAUACAAGUUCAAAUCAAGCUAAAAAACGUUACUUUAGAUAUCAGUUGUGAUUGUGGUUUUGUUUGGAUUGUUGCAGAAGAAGUAGUUUGACUUUCGAGGGACACCAAUGGCGAGAGAGAAGAUAAAGAUAAAGAAAAUCGAUAAUAUAACAGCCAGGCAAGUGACUUUCUCAAAAAGAAGAAGAGGGCUUCUGAAGAAAGCCCAAGAACUUGCUGUUCUUUGUGAUGCUGACGUAGCUCUCAUCGUCUUCUCGGCCACCGGAAAACUCUUCGAGUAUUCAAGUUCCAGCAUGCAGGAAAUGCUAGGAAAGUAUAAGCUCCAUUCCAGUAACAAUCGGGAUAAAGUAGAUGACCCUUCUCUCAACCUGGAGCUAGUCGAAAGCGAUGAAGUAAGAUUAUCCAAAGAGAUCUACGACAAGAACCUUAACGAUGAUUAACAUAUGAGCAGGCAGUUAAGAGGCCAAGAGCUUCAGGGAUUAACCAUAGAAGAACUUGAACAUCUAGAGACUGUACUCGAAGGAGGCCUAAGCCGUGUGCUUCAGACAAAGGAUGAAAAAUUUGGAAAUGAGAUAUCCAGACUUCAAGAGAAGGGAGCUAAACUGAUGGAAGAGAACAGGCUGCUCAAACAAGAAAUGAUGAUGAUUACAAAUGGAAAGAGGCCAGGAACAACCGAUAAUGUGUUAAAUAAUCCUGAAGAUCAUGGUAGUUCACCAUCAUCUGUCACCACACAUGUAAAUAGCUGCAAUAGUGAACCUCCGCUUGAGGAUGAUGGCUCAGAUACUUCGCUUAAACUCGGGUAAGCUUGUUGCAUACUCCUUGAUUAAUGUUUCCUGUUAUUAUACUUGAAGUCUAAUUUCAACUGACUUAACUUGUUUGAAAGAAUAAGAAACAAACAUCCGAUGUGUCUGUACACUCACAGACAAGACAUACAGAGAUACAUACAUUACAUACAGAAACAUGACACACAUGUAUAUUUGAAAAUCAUUCAGACAUUCUAUUGAUCAUG
Lactuca sativa (garden lettuce) is the source of this 1390-nucleotide messenger RNA. The record is from RefSeq and is a predicted model, not a curated record. Lineage: Eukaryota; Viridiplantae; Streptophyta; Magnoliopsida; Asterales; Asteraceae.